UUUAAUCAGACUGUGUGUCUGUAGAGGUGCCAGGGUCUUCCUGUUACCCCUGAAGCUGGAUUUGGACCCAGAAUCUCUGUCAGUCCAAGAUCUGAUUUUGGGAAUUUAAGGAAGGUGGUUUCUGAACUGAAAGAUCAACUGGAGAAUGUUUGCAGAAAGAAAAUUGCAGAGAUCCAUCACCCAGUUACCAAAGACACCAUCCUACCGGAAUUAGUGCCGAGGACCAGAGCAGAAUUCUUACAAUUGGAGCUUCUCUUUCUCUCUCCCGCUGCCUCCUGGUCUUUCACAUUUACAUGAGCUGUUUAUGUCAGUAGCCUUUGAAUCCGAUUGCAAAGCAAGGCAAGUUUAUUCAGGGUGCUUUUCCACUGCACCAGGUACGGUACAUUUGGUACUUUCCCUUUUCCAUUGACUUCGGGUCGAGUACCAGUACCAAAAGUUCCAGUACCCAAAGUACUAUUGUUUUUUUGGUACCUCGGAACUUUGGGGUGGGAAUUGCAAACGCAUUCAUUGUUGAUUUAAAAGACAAUUUUAAAAAGCCUAAAAGCCCAAAUAACAAAUAAAUUGUUAACUGAAAAGAAGUUACAUUGUAGAGGCAGCGUAUGACUAAACUCCUGCUGAUUUAAUUUAUUGAAAAGCUGCAGCAAACAGUAACAUUUUAAGCCCUGAUUGUAAUGAGCUGACAGUGGUAGCAGACCUCAGGUCUUCAGGAAGCUUGUUGAGAGAGUACAGGGAGCAUAGAGACUAAAAGCUGUUUCACCCCGCUUGGUCUUCAUUCUGGGAACACUGAGUAAACCUUUCCCAGAUGCCCUCAGGGGUCUGGAUGCUUCACAACGUUCAAGGAAAUUAGUGCCAUUUAGUGUCUUGUAGACAAGUAAAAAUAUUUUAAAAUCAAUCCUGUGACAAACAGAAAGCCAGUGCAGUGAUUUAAGGACCUGUGUAAUAUGCUCUACUUCCUUGGUGUUAGUGAGGACUCUGGUGGCAGCAUUCUGGAUGAGCUGCAGCUGUCUGACUGAUUUAUUACUAAGACCUGUGAAGACACCAUUACAAUAGUCUAGCCUUCUGAAAAUAAACACAUGAACAAGCUUUUCUGUAUCUGGUUUAGAGAGAAAUCCUUUAAUUAAUUCUUGCUCUAUUUUUAAGGUGGUGGGAGGCUAAUUUUGUAAUUGUCUUUAUGUGACUUGAUAUUUAGGUCUGAGUCCAGAACUACAUCAAGAUUUCUAGCUUGACUAGUAGAUUUCAGUGUCAUGGUUUCAUGGUUAGCAAUAGCUUUCAGUCUUUCUGACUGAACCAAUACAGGGAUUUGGGUGCUGGGAACACAGGAGGAUGGGCCAGACCCAGGGAAAUGAACAUGGACGUGUCAAAGGAAAGAAAUUAACAAAACAUAACACCUCUUCCCUACCCUGCUUAGUUAAGAUUAUAACUAAAACCAAAGAUAGAACAGAAAAACCCAGACUACACUAGGCUUACUCACCCGAACAUAAAUACAGAAGGUGGCACUCGCCCUCUAACCCAGUGUGUUUAUACAGAGAGAGGACCUACGUGUUAAUGUAUGUGCGCACACUUCUUACCUGUUCAGUUUCACAAAGGUGGGGGGAUUGCAGAAGACAGGAGUCAGUAUUUGAAUAUGAUAAGGAUGCAACAAACUGGUUUAUUUCUUUGAGAUACAGUAUACUGGGAUUUCACAUAAUGGGCUAGUUUCAGCUUCCACUGGGCAGAUUUUAAGCAGACCUUGGGCUGGACCUGGGAACACUGUACUGAUGCCUCAUUUCCACCAACACAGAGCCAGUACUGGGCUGGUUUUCACUUGCUGCCUUUUAAGAACCUGCCUGCGUUUCCACCAGUUUCAAAAAUGAAUGUAGGUGAAAGUAAGAGCAAAGGUUCAUAUGUAUUCCGUUAUGCUGGAAUUACAGAAGUUCCUCUACUUAUGAAUUUUCAACUUACGGACUUUCAGACAUACAAACAAAGAGAUUUGUAAGUCCACAUUGUGUUCAUUGGGCUCCCGUUUCCUGUCCGCAACAUCAAAUUUUUUUUUCUGUGCGCCUAUUCCGCCUUGUGCGACUUUUGGCCCCUACUCCCGCCGCACUGCAGCAUAGUGUGCGUACUUCCAGCAUCCCAGUUACCACCUUCAUCCCAAAGGAAAUGGAGUCCAAAAACCUCUUCUUCUCAAUCCUGGCUAUAUGCCUAACCAACUUCCUCCUAGUCAACAAUUACAUCGAUACUGGUUUCCAGAAGGCAGGCGUCCCAGGGUUCCCUGGCUGCGUGGAACACGCUACGAUGAUUUGGGAACAAACCCAGAGAGCCAGGCACAGCAAGUCGGACCUGCAUGUCGUCUGGUUAGACCUCGCAAACGCCUUCGGCUCAGUUCCCCACCAGCUCAUCACGUUCGCCCUGGAGAUUUUCCAUUUACCAUCAAGCAUCCAGAAGCUGAUAGCAAACUACUUCAAUAGCCUAUAUGUUUGCUACACAACCCGGGACAUCACAACUGCCUGGUACCAGCUGGAGAAGGAAAUAGCAAUGGGAUGUUCCAUCUCUUCCAUCCUCUUUACAUCUGCUUUCCAGAUUAUCCUGAUAGGUGGGAGACAAAUGGUUGGAGGGGCAAAGCCCCAAACAGGCCAAAGACUCCUGCCCAUAUGGAGUUACAUGGAUGAUGUCACCACGCUCCUCCAAACAGCAGCAUGCACAGCAAGACUCCUAAAAAGGCUGGAGGAAUCGCUAGCAUGGGUCCGCAUGAAAAUCAAGCCCACAAAGUCCUGCAGCCUCUCAAUCCAGAAAGGGGUUAGGAAUGACAACAUCUGUUUCACCGUGGAUGGCGAAAGGAUUCCCCUGGUAGUGGAAGAAGCAGUGCGAAACCUCGGAAGGCUAUAUACAGCUGAUCUUUCCGACAAGCAUAUGGCCUCAGCCGUUACAACUCAACUCAUGGACGGCCUUCACAAGAUCAAUCAGUGCUCCCUGCCCGGAAAAUUCAAGGUUUUGUGCAACCAGUUCCCCUUGAACAAACGCAUAAUGUGGCCACUGAAGCUGUGCGAGAUCACCAUGACAACAGUCCUGAAACUGGAAGCAAAGGCCAACAAUUACAUCAGGAAAUGGCUCGGCCUUCCCCGCAGCCUCUCCAAUGCAGCACUCUUUGGCAAAAAUAUACUACAGUCCCACUUCAGUCAAUCAGCCUGGGCUACAAGAAGGAGAAGGUGAGACUGCUAUUUGAGCUAAGAGACUCGCCGGACCUGCCUAUCCGAAAUGCAGAAAGUGGAAUGUAGCACAAGCAGUGGAUAUAGCCACAGAGAGGCUGAAA
Molecule: messenger RNA, 3289 nt
Organism: Paramormyrops kingsleyae
Lineage: Eukaryota; Metazoa; Chordata; Actinopteri; Osteoglossiformes; Mormyridae
Source: RefSeq, a predicted model, not a curated record